UCCAUGUGUGAUUUUUGUUUGUACUCAUGCCAACUUCCUAGCUAGUUAAAGGACAAAAAUAUGCCUAUUUUAUUCUCAUUCGAUGCUCAAAAUAUACCAUGUUCAGGAGAAAUUUCCAUUCUAGUUCAGAUUGUUGUUUUGCCACUCUGUUGACUUUUUGCUCACAAGAAUCCGUAGAGCCAGCCUGUUUGCUAAAUGGCUCUUCGGAUACAUCAAACCAGAGGAUAUUUCUCUAAGCAAAUUGUUGAAGACCAUAGUUCCUUUCCAACAUUCACAACUAGAAAUCUACAUUCACUUAAAGAUUUCCGUGUUCGAGUUCAUUAACCUUUUUUGACAAGAGGGUUGAUCGGUGUUGGAUAUAUAUGAAGCUAUUGCGGCUACUCCAGAAAUACUGUUGUUCCAUCUUCAAGAAGAAGAAGAAAAUGGCGAAUGUUGAGAAAGUUGUUGGUGUGAAGAAAGUGAGGCAAAAAGAUCCAGAAGGAUGGGAUUUUUGUGAGCAUGACAUCAUAGAAGGAAGGCAUUGCUGCUGAAUCACCUGUUGAUGAUGACUCCUUUGUUCAAGCCAAGGCAUGGUCCUUAUUUCUUGGUAAAAUUGCUGGACAUUUAAUUUGGUUGAAGGUUAGUAGGGGAGAGAGCAGAGGAUAUGUCUCAGUUGAUUGAACGACUUUCCAAUCUGCAGAAAAGAUUUGUGGUUAGAGCAGCAUCUACAUGUCGCUGUUAUAGCAGAAUUAACUUUGGGACGUUGCACUGAACUCCAGGAAAUGAGCAGAAGAAUGGGAUCACGCGGAUAUAACCAAAUGGGAUUACAAUAUGGCUGGAAGCUGAAGGAUGGGACUUAUCUACAAGAUUCUCGUUCUACAGUUGUUAGCUCCAUAGUUUUCUUCAUGCCUCUGACAAGAGAGUAUAGAGUAGAAGCCACAGUGGUUCGUAGCAUGGCCUGGUUUUCAACAGCAGUCCCUGUUGUUUUUGUUGACAUUCAAACUGAGCAAAUCAGCAAUUUGGUAUUAUUCCUCUCUACCUUUUCUGGUUGAGUUUAACUUGUAUACGCUGAGUGUAAAAAGAAGUUUUUACAAUAUCAGGUCACUUAAAUCACUACAGAGAGUCCAAAAUAAGGGGAUUAUAUAUUAACCUGGAUAACAGGUGACGACUGUCAGUGUAUAUAAUAACUAAAUUCCUACUGAGUUUACCCAAACAAAGUUGCAUCGUGAACUUUUCUUCAUGGUUAUUUGUGUAAAGGAGAGGAGAAACACCAAUGGAAAAGCAUCUCACUUGGAGUAUGAAGCCAGAUUUGGGAUAGACAUUAAGCGAACGGACAGAUGAAGUAAUAGUCAAUCGUGGAGAGGAUUAUUAUCAAAGUCUUGAUGUAUCAUUGUGAUAACUAUCCACAACUUCAGAGUUCUACCAGAAGAGCUGCUCAAAAUCUGAUGGCAAAGAGGAAGGAUGAGUCAGUUGAUUGGGUAAGGAAGAUCAUUGGGAUGGAAACACAAACUGAUUAUACUUGUAAUCCGGAAUAUGUAGCUAAUUGUAGCAAGUUAAUAUUCAUGGAGAUAAUGAACGAUCAGAGGAAGCAUUCUGUACUAAACCUAGAAGGAGGGAUUGGGGUAAUUGAUGUUGGUCAUUUGAGGAAGCAUCUAGGUGUGGUACAGCAGGCUUUUGAACUGAAAAUGAGAAUGAUUGCCUAUUGGAAGAUUGUCUUGAUGAGGCUGGUGGAUUCGAUGGCGUUGCACAUAAUGUUCAGCAUACAAAACAUAAUUAACAAGGACAUGGAACAUGAGAUAGUUCAGGAGCUGAUGGCACCUCAAAGUGGUGGAAUAGAGAGAAUGCUCGAUGAGUCUCCACUAGUUGCAGAGAAGCGCAAUAGGCUCAACAAGAGUGUGAAGCUGCUCCAGGAAUCCAAAGAAGUGGUGUCCAAUGUCACGGACAGGAUAUCAUUCCAUGGCGAUCAAGAAAGGGAUUAGAGUGUAAAUAUGUGAUGUUGCAGUGGGAACUGUGGAAGAGCUUUCUCCUUAUAGUCCGAUAUUCUUCAACAGUUCUAAUUAGUAUCAAAAACUACCUAGUAGUACAAUUUUUUGGUUUUGUAAAAACUAAAUAUUUUUGUUGUGGAAUGCCUACAAGUGUAGUAGGAAUUGAAGUGUAUGUGCCGCUGUGCUUGUAUGUAGUCCUUGUCUUCAAUUCCGUAGCUGUUAGAUAUAUGUAAAUCUUUGUCUUCUUAUUUGCUGCUUUGAGUGAACCAUUUUGAACUUAAAUUCGUGCUGUUUCCUUAUCAAG
Capsicum annuum is the source of this 2268-nucleotide messenger RNA. RefSeq names its product dynamin-related protein 4C-like. The record is from RefSeq and is a predicted model, not a curated record. Gene Ontology annotation, cellular component: membrane; cytoplasm; microtubule. The transcript has 2 exons. Lineage: Eukaryota; Viridiplantae; Streptophyta; Magnoliopsida; Solanales; Solanaceae. Gene Ontology annotation, molecular function: GTPase activity; GTP binding; microtubule binding. The coding region runs from base 1362 to 1958 and encodes 198 amino acids.